GCCUCGUAAGAAAACGGGCUGUGUAAGAAUGUGUUCUGAGUGUGGCGUCUUUUUGCUAUUUGGAAAAAUGUGUCCAUUCUUCGCAAUGGACGGUUCCGAAAGGUGGGUGGAAUAUUUUCAAACCACUUCUAGUCGAUCCACCGUUCUCAUUCACUUGCGCUAGAUUUCGAUGCGGUUGUCAGUGGUGUUUUUCGUUCGUCGUGGCUGUACCACCUUUGAACGUUUUGUGGGCAGACGGGGUGGAUAGGUGCAGCGAAGGGAGGGCGCAGAAGUGGCAAAGAGUUGAUGUAACGAAUUUCACACACACUUGCAAAGGAAUGGCGAAUCGUGCACGCACACAAUCGCACCGCACGAUCGUGUACGGAUAAGGGCCGCUACCAUCUGAUGCAAGCAAAAUAAAAGAACAAGAAAAAUAACUUUCACGCGCCAUUUUGUUUUUUCCCGGUUUUGCGGCGCGCAAGGUAGCAACUUUUAUUUGGUGGAGACCAAGUCCGAUCGGAUGCAUGCGUAAUAAAUAGAAAGAUAAUAAUAGUCAUAAUGAGCAAGGAAGCAACGGGUGUGGAAGCUGGAUGAAACGCAAAAGGGUGUAGAGGGGAAGGGGGAAGGGGGGUGUAUUAUUUCACCGCAUCCCACAGCACCCUCUGAUGAACCGUUCGUGCUUGAAGAAUACUGUUGGAAUUAGCUGUAGCGCACUCUUGGAUCAACAAUUUCUUACUCAACGGGGAUAGUGCAACGUUGGUUCGAUGUAUGUGCAUCUGUAUUUGUGUGUUGUGUGUAUGUGCAUCCAAAACAGAACCAUUUGCCAGGAGCAAAUCGCUACGGAAUCUCGUCAGCAUGAGAAAAGCAUUUAUCAGUGCGUUUUGUUCAUUUAUCGCCGUGCAAAUGAUUAUAAAACAGCUCCAUCAUCAUUGGGAAGGACUGCAGAUAUAUUUGAAUAGUGAAAGCAUUGGCAAAAGUGUAAAAGAAAAAACAAACAUUGGUACAGUUAGUGUUUAGGCGAGUAAAACCGAAAAAGAAAAAAAAAACGCGUGCAACCAACGGUAGUGUGAAGCUGUGUCUCUGUGUAUGUGUGUGUAUGUGUGCAUCCCAUUUUACGCAUGAAGUGGGUGAAAAAGAUUUGAGUGCUUUUCCUCAGCAAUAGUGAGUUAUAGCGUUGCGACAGCAUUUUGGUUGGGAUUUAACAAUUUCAGCGAAGGAAGCAAAAAAACAGGAAACAAAAUAAAAGAAAAAUGAACCCAUCAUGAAGCGCGGGAGAACGGAAGAGAUACAAUUUGGGCAACCGCGGGUUCAGCCACCGACGGGUCAGCAGCGUAUUAUCACGACAACACAACCGCAUAAUGUCGCCAGCAGUACUGGCACGACGAUACAGUAUCAGAUACCGCCGAACGUCAUCAAGACGUCCACACCGCCAGAAUCGGUCAAUUCAGUGACGAAUUUGAGCAGCCAACAGCAGCAGCAGCAACAAACGACCCAGCUAGUGCCACCUCAACAAGCUACUAGUGUACAGUACACGACCUCUUACAAUACGACGCUUGGAAGCAACUUGGUAAAAGCGCAGCAGGCGACAAAUCCGCAACAACAAAUACACGUAGUGAACGCGUCGAAUCAGGUACGCGGCCAAAGCCACAAAAACGCGGUGGUAAAUGCAACGGCGGUCGCAACGAACGCGGUUACUCCGAACAAUAACAUUUCUGUAAGCAGUGGUACCGGUAGCGUUACCGGUGGAGGAGUACAGCAGGUGAUCACCACCAGUAUGUCGCCGGGCGUUCUACCCGGCAGUGGGAGUGCGGCGCAAGGCCCACCGCCUCCUCCACCGCAGGGCCAAGCGCAGCUGCAACGGCUAAAGGUCGAGGAUGCGCUCAGCUAUCUCGAUCAGGUGAAAUACCGUUUCGGCAAUCAGCCGCAGGUGUACAACGAUUUUCUCGACAUCAUGAAAGAGUUCAAAUCGCAAAGUAUCGACACGCCGGGCGUUAUACAGCGCGUGUCGAAUUUGUUCCGCGGCCAUCCGGAGCUGAUAGUUGGAUUCAACACGUUCCUGCCUCCGGGGUACAAGAUCGAGGUGCAGGCAAACGAUCAAGGCUGCUAUCUGUUCCAGGUGUCGGUGUCCGUACAACCAACGGCAACGUCCGGUGCCUCGGUAGCACCGCAACCUUCACCACAUAAAUACAACACAAUCUUCCAGGGUGGCGGUCAAAUAGUGCAAUCGACCGGAAGCGGUGGAACGGCAGCGGGAGGUUCGAACGUAGUAACUGCUAGUACGGGCGGGAACGCCGGGGGCGGUAGUGGCGGUGGUACGACGACAACCGGUGCCGUAAAUCUUAUGGCGUAUGGCGGUGGUCAUGCAGCCACGGCAGCACCAGGCGCUAGCGUACCCGUGCACGGUGGAACGUCCCUGCAGCAGCCCACGGGUGGAUCGGUUGGUGGUAAUGCCAGUCCGGCCACUGCCCAGAACGCGCAAUCACUUACGACCACGACGACAACGGCGGGCGGUGGAGGAGUAGGAGCCGGAUCAGGUCCACAGGUGGCACAAAACUUUUCCUCACGCGGCGAUCAUCACCGGGAACGGACGAUAUCGACCGGAUCGGCCGCAAGCAAUGCGAGUCUUCCUGCAGGCGUAACCGCAUCGUCGACAGCCGGGGCAACGGUUGUGACGGCGGUGGAUGCCUCAUCGGCGGGUGGUACGAUCGUGACGGGCGGCCAGCAACAAUCACAAGCCACACCGUCGAGUAUACAUCGAAUAUUAACGCAGCAGAUUAUAUCGCAACAGCAACAGCAAACCGGUGCUGCCGGCAUUGGUAGCAUGGUCCCGACCGGUCUCGUAUCCGCACCGACCCAAGUACAGCAUCAUCAGCAAACGACCUUGCAGCAGGUGCAGCCACCACCGGAAGCCCAGACGGCAACCGUCACCACAACGGUGGUACCUACGCCGACCGCUACCGCGAACCAACCGGUCGAAUUCAAUCAUGCCAUUACGUACGUGAAUAAAAUCAAAAACCGAUUCCACACGCAGCCAGAAAAGUACAAACGGUUUCUCGAGAUUCUGCACACGUACCAAAAGGAGCAGAAAACGUACAAAGAGGGCGCCCAGAGCGGUUGCCUGUCGAACGCGAAGCAGCUUACCGAGGCGGAAGUGUACACGCAAGUCGCGCAACUGUUCGACAAUCAGGAGGAUUUGUUGCGCGAGUUUGGUCAAUUUUUACCGGACGCGACAAGCCACCACAAUCAGGCCGCGAUGCAGCAGCACCAUAUGGCGUCGGGCAAGAGCAACUCGCACAAUUUGGUGGUGAACGCAUCGAUGCACGAUCAUCAACAUGCGCAACAGCAGCAGCAACAGCAGCAGUUAGGAGGUGGUGGUGGUGGUGGUGGACCAACGGCAGGCACGACCACAAUCGUUGGUCUCGCGAGCGGUACAGCUGUGCCGGUUGUGCACGGUGGCAGCGGCAAGAAGUUGGGCAGCUCCAGUAUCGGGAGCGUUGGUGCUGGUGGCGGUCUUGCAAAUUUGAAGUUGUACAACAGUAUGCAACCUUCGAACAUGUCCCGUUUGCAGCAGGAUCGUGAUUAUUCCACAAUGGGAACAGACAGCGUGGGAAUGCAUGGUGCAGGUGUCGGCGGGGCUUUGACUCCGGGAGGUGGUGGUGGUAUCCCCGUCGGCAGUACAAUAAGAACCGCUGGCGGAAGCAUGAUCAGUACCAGUGCCGUCAUGGUGGAGAAAGAUCGUAACCAUCAUAUGGGUAACGUAGGACCUGGUAGUGGUGCUGGAUCCCUUGGUACUGGUGGUCUGAACGCUAAAUAUAUUCACGGUGCGGGCAUGUCCGCAUUGAAUGCUACCGGCGGACUUGUGAGCGGAAAUGUACUACCGCCAGGUGGACCUAGUGUCGUUUCGAAUGUAAUGGCAAGCUUAGUCCCGGGCAGUGUUGGCAGUGGUGGCGGUGGUGUAAAUGCAAUCAAACGUUCUCCAUCCUACGCGUCGCAGAUUGGAUUUGUAGGAUCCGGUGGCCCUUCCGGGCACGGCAACAACAUGAGUUCGGCGCGUGAUCGUGGGGACGGUACGGGACCACCGCCUAUUAAGCGACACAAACCGAUCUGCCGCGAUGUAUCACUGGCGGAAGCGUCCAAGUACGGUACGCUGAACGAUUACGCGUUCUUUGACAAGGUGCGGAAAGCGUUGCGCAGUCCGGACGUGUACGAAGAUUUCCUGCGCUGUCUAACGCUGUACAAUCAAGAGAUUGUUUCGAAAUCGGAAUUGCAAACACUGAUCACACCUUUCCUCAGCCGGUUUCCGGAUCUGCUGAAGUGGUUCCAGGACUUCCUCGGUCCAUCGUCCGGUACCGGUGGUGCCGGUGCGAACGAGUGCAUACCACUAACGGCAGCAGCAGCGGCCGCCGCUCGCCAGGAUCGGGAUCGCACGCAAAGCGAACUGGCAGCGGAUGUGGAUUUGUCCACGUGCAAACGGUUCGGUGCUAGCUACUGUGCCCUGCCGAAAUCGCACGAAGGUGUUAAGUGUUCCGGCCGGACGAGCCUUUGCCGGGAUGUGCUGAACGACACGUGGGUAUCCUUCCCGACCUGGGCCGAAGAUUCCACGUUCGUAACGUCGCGCAAAACGCAGUACGAAGAGUUCAUCUAUCGAUGCGAAGACGAGCGCUUCGAGCUGGACGUGGUGAUCGAAUCGAACAGUGCCACCAUACGCGUGCUAGAAGGCGUGCAGAAAAAGCUGACGCGUAUGUCACAGGACGAAGUGAGUCGUUUCCGGUUAGACGAUUGUCUCGGUGGAACGUCAUCCACGAUACAUCAGCGAGCGCUCAGACGAAUUUAUGGCGACAAAGCGGCAGACAUUAUACAGGGUCUGAAGAAAAAUCCUUCCGUCGCGGUGCCGGUGGUUUUGCGACGAAUGAAAGCCAAGGAGGAGGAAUGGCGAGAAGCACAAAAGAGUUUCAACAAGCAAUGGCGAGAGCAGAAUGAAAAAUACUAUCUAAAGUCGUUGGACCAUCAAGGUAUCAACUUCAAACAAACGGACAUCAAAGCCCUCCGAUCGAAAAGUUUGUUCAAUGAAAUUGAGACACUUUUUGAUGAGGUGAGUUACAUGAAGCGCCAUGAACAGAACGACGAUUCGGCUACGGUCCCGCAGGCCAGCGGACCGCAUAUGACAAUACCGUACAAAGACAAGACAAUACUGGAGGAUGCAGCGAAUUUGCUCAUACACCACGUGAAGCGUCAGACGGGCAUUCAAAAGCAAGAGAAAGCCCGAAUAAAGCACAUACUGCGACAGUUUGUGCCGGAUCUAUUUUUCGCUCCACGGCAACAACUUAGCGAAGACGAACGUGAAGAAGACGAUAAAGAUACCGAAAUGGAGCAGGAUGAGGAAGUUAGCAGCGCGGGCAAAUCAUCUACCACCAGCGUUAAGAAAACUUCAUGUACUGGUUCCAGCUUUUCUGGCAGUAAUACAACGAGUAGUUUCAAUCCAUCCAGUAAUGCAUCCGCCGGAGGCUCGGGUGCUUCUUCCGAACCGUCAGCUACAGUUGCAGUAGAAUCCGAAGGUGGCUCAUCUAAAGAUAGAGAAAGUAGUAAAGGUGGAGAUGAUACCACGACAGCAAAGGCGUCUUCUAUCGGGUCAACCUCCUCCUCGGAGCUGCUAUCACCAACGCCAACCGUUUCCACAUCGUCACCGUUGUCCACGACGCGACCCGGUUCCGAAAGCUCCGGCGAUAAUAACACUUCAAAGGCGGACAGCAAUGGUAACAGCAAUGUUGGUACCGGUGGAAAUGACGAUAGUACUGCGGAUAAAUCGACAACAAUAAAGAUGGAAAUUAAGGAAGAAAACGAUGCAUCUGCGAUGCAGGAUACGAGUGCAGCAACAGGUUCGACCACUGCUGGAACAUCAUCACCGCAGCAACAGCCACUGAGUCCACCACUGCCACCGCACGCCGUAAGCAAACAUAUCGAAGAAGCAUACACGUUAUUUUUCACCAACAACAGCUGGUACCUGUUCCUGAGGUUGCACGCGAUACUGUGCGAACGAUUGCGUACGAUUUACGAGCGCGCGCAAAUAAUCGCCGCCGAGGAACGUGCGUACGAAAGCACGCGCAACAACAGCACCGCCACCGCGCUGCGAUUAAAAACGAAGAGUGAAAUUCGUAUCGAGGAUUACUACAACACGUUUUUGGAAAUGUUGAAAAAUCUGCUCGAUGGUAAUAUGGAGUCGAGCAGCUACGAGGACACGCUGCGCGAGAUGUUUGGCAUACACGCUUAUAUCGCAUUUACGCUCGAUCGGGUUGUACAAAACGCUGUACGGCAGUUGCAACAUUGCGUUACAGAGCGAGGAGCACUGGAGUGUGUGGAGCUGUUCCAGGGCGAACAAAGACGGGGUGGUGCGGGUGGCCUUUGCCGAACGGCUAACCGUCGUAUCCCCACCGAGCUCGCGUACCAACGGAAAGCGGAAACGGCACUACAAGAUGAAAAUUGUUUCAAAAUCUACAUUUACAAAAUCGAUUGUCGGGUAACAAUCGAACUGCUGGAUACCGAAUCGGAUGACACGGCUACUAAUUUCGCCAACGCGCAAGCCUACGGUUCAUAUGUGAAUCGUCUCUCAAACCCCGCUGCCACUGGUACCGGAAGUGAUAGUGGCGGAGGUGGUGGUGGUGGCGGUGGUGGUGGCGGAACUGGUAGUGGUGGCGCAGUUAGUGGAAGUGCGGGUGUCGGUGGAAGUGGUGGUGUGGUUGGUAGUGGUGGUAGUAGCAGUGGAGUUACGGAAACUGGUGUAUCAUUGAACACGAACAGCAGUAAUAGUGCGAACAGUAGUAAUCUCAACAACGCUCCCACCGGAACCAACACUAGCAGCAGUAGUAACACCGGCGGCGGCACAACAAGUGCCGAAGUCAAAACCGAAACUCCCGACGAGGAGCUGAAAUUGCGACCAUUAACGGGCGCUGUACGUAAGGCUAUGUUUCUACAACGUAAUGCGAAGCAGCGAAGAAAAAAUACCGAACGAACGGUUUCGGUGACAAUCGAUGGGAAAUCGGUACCGAUGGUGGAGCUACAAUGUAGCGACGCAGAGGAAGUAACCGCAGACGAUACCAUCUCAUCGACAGAGAACAAAAAUGCAUCGCCCGUAUCAAACGCAAUCGCAAUUACGAACGCGUUGCAAAGUGCUGUCUCGCACAACUCGAAACCACUCACCUACAGUGGUAAGGAAGGAGAUUCCAUCCGGAAGGAAAAUGAUGGUCGUGAUGUAUCAAGCCCAAGAAAGUUGCAAAACGAUGAGAAUGUUGCGGCUGCUAGUACGACAACGGCGAAAGGAGAAUUGAACCUUCUAUCACAAUCCAUCACCCUUGCAACGAUGAAGGAUAAUGGCGGAAGUAUCACCACUGGUGGUAACAAUAACAACAAUGCGCACAAUAUAAAUAACAACAAUAGUGGCGGUAACAAUAAUCCGCUUUGGUUUGGUAGUGGUAGCUUGAAGAAGCCACCACCAUCAUCGGAACGCCAUCUGCCGAGCAUGAAUGGUGCGGAUCGCAAUCUGCUGUAUAUCGACGAUAGCGAGCAGAUAAAAGUGACCCGCACAGGAAAAGCAUCUCAAGGGCAGAAGAAAAAUUUUACCAUGUAUUGGCACGGAUCGCUAACGCGUUCGAGAAAGAGUCACUGUCGAGUUACUACACGAAUGGACCAGCGAUUUAAGCGUGUCGUUAAUCGGUGGUUAGAUCAGCAUGUUACUGACACGCAACGGACAUCGUGCGUGGAUUGGCUGCUCGGUAAGCGACAAGAUCUAGUAAAGAGUACUACCUCCGUUAUCGUUCAAGACAACGGGUUAAGCCGUGCUCCGUACGCACCAUAUAAUAGAUAUAAGGUGAAUCCAAUAGAAAUGGACUAGCGUUAGAGUGAGGACAGCAGCGGUACCAGUUAUGGUGCUAUUGAGGAAGUACUGGAGUAGUGUGACCGUUGUAUCAAUGAAAGAAUGUUUUACUACAAAACUACUAAGGAAAAAGUGUAAUGGCGCGGGCUAAUCUGAAAAAAAAGAUGCCAGUUCUAUGUGCCGCAUUGUUAAUUAAGUUAAUUAAAUUAAUUUAAAGCCCCCCCAUUUGAACAUGUGUACCUAUAAGUAUGACAAUGUGCCUCUUAAGUCAAAAUAUUAGAGAUAAUGAACGAGUGGAGAAACUUUAAUAAUACUGUUUUAUUUAAUGUCUAUGCUUAGUUUCUUUAAGUACUUUUUUAUUUGUGUGGGGCCUCCACGCACUGUACCAAUCUCUGUGUGUGUGUACAAUUGUUGUGUUGGCCAUAGCCUUUAAAAGGAAUAGCGUUAUGUGAGGGAUUGUGGAUCAGCAUAAGGAAUAAGUUGAAGUUAUUGGUUUGCUUCAGGAACAACACAUGUCGUGAACAAAAGACCCUUGUUGUCCACACUCCAGAGCGCAGGAUAGAGCAAUAGUGAAUUUCUAUUUUAUAUUUUAUUUGAUUCAUAUUGUUAAGCUUGUUGUAAAGCAGGAAAUGUAAAUAGCAAACAUCGCGUUUUGUAUUCCUUAUCGUAUAGGAAAAAAAAACUACACAAAUGUAUUGUGUUGACAAAGUGAACGUUUGAUCAUCCUUAGGCCAGAACAGAUAGUAAAGAAUCGUGGUUUAUGAAAAUUAUCAAUCUUUUGCCGUCCAACUGUUUCCAACGAGAAGAAAUAAUGCAAUAUAAUCUAACUCAAAUGUGAAAAUGUAAAGUUUAUAUUUGGAAAGUAAAUAUGGAUGAAAUGUUCGAAAUCAUUUUAACCAAAUGCCGGAAUAGCAGCAUAACACACUCAACCAUAAUAGUGCAAGAGAGGACUUCUGAAUAUCGUUCACAAAAAGUUGGCUGCAACGCGAAGGACAAACAUUGUGGUGUGUGAUAAGACUUUUUCCCCCUUAACGAUUAACACCAAGGUGCAAAUGAGAAUCGUAAAAUAAAUCUGUAAUACUGAUGUGCUGAUGAACAAAGUACAGCACUGCAAAUGAA
This is a messenger RNA of Anopheles funestus (African malaria mosquito), 8965 nucleotides long. It is a transcript of the gene Sin3A, whose product is annotated as paired amphipathic helix protein Sin3a. The transcript is spliced from 11 exons. Gene Ontology annotation, biological process: negative regulation of transcription by RNA polymerase II. The record is from RefSeq and is a predicted model, not a curated record. Gene Ontology annotation, molecular function: transcription corepressor activity. The coding region runs from base 1241 to 7864 and encodes 2207 amino acids. Lineage: Eukaryota; Metazoa; Arthropoda; Insecta; Diptera; Culicidae. Gene Ontology annotation, cellular component: chromatin.